This is a messenger RNA of Oncorhynchus keta (chum salmon), 581 nucleotides long. RefSeq names its product RING finger protein 223-like. Gene Ontology annotation, biological process: protein ubiquitination. The record is from RefSeq and is a predicted model, not a curated record. The transcript has a single exon. Gene Ontology annotation, molecular function: ubiquitin protein ligase activity. Lineage: Eukaryota; Metazoa; Chordata; Actinopteri; Salmoniformes; Salmonidae. Bases 254 to 580 code for a protein of 108 amino acids.
GUACUGACCUCAAGGAAUCAAUGUGCCAAAACCUUUUGUAAAAUUGAUACAGGCUAAUCAGACACGUAAGCCUAUCCUUUCUUUAUCUUCAGGGUGUGCAAGCAAAACAGAAUACCAACCCAAACAUUUUCCAACGGUCACCCUAUGUUUGAAACCGAAACAUUUAUCGUUGGCAUCUUUUCCUGUAGGUGCAUAACAGAACCAGAGAGAGGUAUGGCACACACAGGCCCCGGACCCAGUGCUUGAGAAGGAGAUGGACACUUCCUCUGGCGAGGACAAGCCAGAGUGCUUCAUCUGUUUCAACACCUACGACAAUGUCUUCAAGACGCCCAAGCUGCUGGACUGCACCCACACCUUCUGCCUGGAGUGUGUCACCCGGGUCAUGGCCGUGUCUGUGGAACAGGAAAGAGGCCAGAUCCCUUGCCCCCUCUGCAGGCAUCCCACCUAUCCGCGCCAGUGCCCCCCCAGCCCUCCUCAAAGGUCUGGAGGUGCUGGGCCGGCUGCCCACCCACCUGCAGCAGGAGGAGAGGGUGUGGCUGGAUGGGAAGAAGCUGUGUUACUCCAACCCCGGCAGCCCUGAC